Molecule: messenger RNA, 7684 nt
Organism: Capra hircus (goat)
Lineage: Eukaryota; Metazoa; Chordata; Mammalia; Artiodactyla; Bovidae
Gene: ZFAT
Product: zinc finger and AT-hook domain containing
Exons: 16
Coding region: 2583-6452 (1289 amino acids)
Biological process (GO): regulation of DNA-templated transcription
Molecular function (GO): DNA-binding transcription factor activity, RNA polymerase II-specific; RNA polymerase II cis-regulatory region sequence-specific DNA binding
Source: RefSeq, a predicted model, not a curated record
AUUCAGGAAUAUCAUUCACAAUCCACUAUUUUUUUAAAAUUUGACUUUAUUAAUAUUCUGAGGCAACUGGGUUUUGAGACAAAUUUUAAAUUGCUUCAUUUCCAAAACUCAUUUUGGUCACAACAUCGAGGAGUAACCCAUUGGCUAAUUAAUAACUAACAUUUAAAUGCUGUUGUUAGAAAGGCAACCCAGCGCAAAACCAAUACUGUCAGCAACUCAGAAUAACUCUAAUUUCCUGACAGAAAUCGAUUCACAGCAAAAUAGUGGUUAUUGCAAAUAUUUAUCCGUCUGAAAGGGAACACUCAUCCGUGCAGCUUUUUGAGCAGUUCAUUUGCAAAUCAAAGACUGUGAUGAGUUCCACUCAGCCAUCUAUCUUGAGACUUGGGAAGCACUGUGGGAGGCGGUGGGUGUGUUGCAAUAACCUUAGGAUUGCCUUGAAGUGGCCCUGUUGGGAAUGGGUGGGUAGUGUAGACACAUCCCACAUGCGAUGUGGGGAGAGUAUUGGGCAUGGAGAGUCCAGUUCUACACCUGGGGUUCCACUGACCUGCUGCGUGAGCUCAGAAAGCCACCUAACCUCUCUGCACAUUUUUCUCUUGAAAAGGAUAUUCUUAUUUGUCCAAUUUAGCCCUCCUAUUGUUGUGAAGAUAAAAGGAAGGGGUAGGGGGAUACCUCUUAAGAUAUAUUUAAUGGACUGGGUAAAUUUGGGGUCUUAUAAUCUUGGGUCUCUAUUUCCCAAGAACAGGGUUAAGGAGCAAGACAAAUUUCCCGAUAAAUCAAAGCAUCGUCUUCCAGCUCAAUGCUCUGUGCUGCUGUUCAGUCGCCAUGUUGUGGCCAAUUCUUCCCGACCCCAUGGACUGCAGCACGCCAGGGAACUGUCCCUCACCAUCUCCCAGAGUUGUGGGAUGUUCGUGGGAGUUUUACUAACUGUGAAACAAGUGCCAAUGAGAACCAAUGUGUUCACUGAGUAACACUGCAGUAGGAGCUGGGAAACAAAGAUUAAAAAAAAAAAUCUGCGUGGCUCCUGUGCUCAAGAAGUUCACGGUCUAGAUCACUGGGAGGGGGCUGUGCAAACAGAUAAAUUCAGUGGGCUUGGGAUGGUGCAGGCCCGAAGUGUGAGCAGGAGUGUGGGAACAGUCAUGAGCUGAAAGAGAAUUCCUUAAACUGAGCCGCAAGGAGGGGAGGUUAUUUCAGGAAAAGGCUUACAACAGGCAAAGAUUAGCAUUUCAGGAGAACCAGAAAAACAAAUCAGUAUUUCCCAAAUUUCUCACUUCAAGUUCACGUUUACAUUUAUUUUACCUUAUCUCUGUUACCACAUAAACGAUUUUAAGUUGACUGAUUUUAGAAAAUGUAAACAAGUUGGAUUUAAAAAGAAAACUUUACACGAUUACUACCAUAAAUGAAAGACGUUAUUUGCUAUAAACAGAAGCUAACCUUUUAAAAUAAAAGCAACAGGAACUCAUUAAUUUAAUAAAUCACUGUCAGGCUGUUCCUAGUUUUGGUGGCCAAAGGGGUGACCCGGACGAUAUCGGGAUAAAUUACUGUCAGACAGUAAUAAAUCCUACGGAGAAAACAGAAAGUGACUUAGGAAGGUUCCUUUGGAUGGGGUGGCCCGGCAGGGCCCGCUACAGUAUGUCAUUUGAGCAGAGAUCUGAAGAAAGUGGUAGACCGAAAAGGAAAAGGAGGUCAUUACAAGUCAAGCAGAUGCUGCGGCUUGCAGAGAGAAGGCUGCGAGCCAGAUUCAGGGAGAGGUUAAGUGAUGGGGUGGCGGGCUCACAGCCAGCCGACACUUUCUGCAAGAUAGUCUGGAGCGCGGAGAGAAGCCAGGCGCUCGGUCGAGGGGGUUCCAGCUGCUGAAUUCUAUCUGUAAGACUAAAUCUAAGCUGAAGCUCCAAUCCUUUGGCUACCUGAUGCGAAGAACUGACUCACUGGAAAAGACACUGAUGCUGGGAAAGAUUGAAGGCAGGAGAAGGGGACAACAGAGGAUGAGAUAGUUGGAUGGCAUCACCGACUCGAUGGACAGGAGUUUGCAUAAACUCCGGAGUUGGUGAUGGACAGGGAGGCCUGGCGCGCUGCAGUGCAGAGUCGGACACGACCGAGCGACUGAACUGAACUGACUCCUAUCGCAAAGCAUCUGCAAACAGUGCAACCUUGGAAAGAGAGAGCGAGGCCGGCUGUGACCGCCCCGAUUGAUAAAUUAGUAAAUAAAUGAAAGCCAAGAAAAGUCAUAUCGCUGCGAACUGGGACAAGAGAGCUGAAACUCUCCUUCGUCCAGCCCGGUGCGGUCCAAGGAUGGGGGUGACAGGCAGACGCCGGCUCCGGGCAGAGCAGGGCAGACUUGCGCUCCUGCAAUCCUCACUCCCGGCCUCCGGUGAGCCCCCUUUCGGGAGAGGCUCAAAACGCGGAGCCGGCAUAUCUGCGGAACCGGAUAGCGAAGCCAGGACACCGAGUCGGCGCACGCGCAAUAGCCCGGCCCGCCCGGCCGCUCUCGCCGCUUGGGGGGAGGGUCAUCCGAGCCUGACGUCCGCGACGCCGACGUCAGCGCCCGGGGAAGAGGAGGGCGAAGACUCCAUCCGCCAUGUUGGAUGCCGCAGAUUCGCCAUAACCGCGCCGGCUCUUUUCUUAAAAAAAUAAAAAUAAAAAGCGAAGCAUCAGUGGGGCGCCCCGCCUUCUCGGUCGGCGCGGGAGGGGGCCCGGAAGAGCCCGACGCUUUUUUUUCCCUCCGCGGCGGGGGCGUUGCCAUGGAGACGCGGGCGGCAGAAAACCCAGCCAUCUUCAUGUGUAAAUGUUGUAACCUUUUCUCACCAAGUCAGUCGGAACUCCUCUCCCACGUUUCCGAGAAGCACGCAGAGGAAGGGGUUAAUGUGGAUGAAAUCAUCAUUCCCCUCAGGCCUUUGAGUACCCCUGAGCCCACCAACCCAGGCAAACGCGGAGAUGAGUUUUCGGUCAUGAAGAGGAAGAGAGGCAGGCCCAAGGGGUCCACGAAGAAGCCCAGCCCCGAGGAGGAGCUGGCGGAGCGCAGCGCCCUGCCCGGCGCGGACGGCGCGCGGGCCCCCGAGGAGGGGGGCAGCCUGGAGUGCAGCAAGUGCUGCCGCAAGUUCUCCAACCCGCGCCAGCUCCGCAAGCACAUCUGCAUCAUCGUGCUGAACCUGGGCGAGGCGGAGGGGGACGCAGGUAACGAAUCUGACCUUGAACUGGAGAAGAAGUAUAAGGAAGAGGAUCGAGAAAAGGCCCCGAAGAGGCCGCGGGCGCAGAGAGCGGAGAAAAUCCAGAAGGUCUGCUCGGGAAGGGAUACCCCGCAGAUGUCUGGGGCCAAGAAGCCCAUCAUCAGUGUGGUGUUGACGGCGCACGAGGCGAUUCCAGGUGCUACCAAGAUUGUUCCAGUGGAGGCCGGGCCCCCAGAAACAGGAGCUGCAGACCCCGAGGCCACAGCAGCUGACCUGGCGCCCCGGAGAGGGUACCAGGAGUACGCCAUCCAGCAGACAGCCUACGAGCAGCCCAUGAAGUCCAGCAGGCUCGGGCCCACCCAGCUCAAGAUCUUCACCUGUGAGUACUGCAACAAGGUCUUCAAGUUCAAGCACUCGCUGCAGGCCCACCUGCGGAUCCACACCAAGGAGAAGCCCUACAAGUGCUCGCAGUGCAGCUACGCCAGCGCCAUCAAGGCCAACCUCAACGUGCACCUGCGCAAGCACACGGGCGAGAAGUUCGCGUGCGACUGCUGCUCCUUCACCUGCCUGAGCAAGGGCCACCUCAAGGUGCACGUGGAGCGCGUGCACAAGAAGAUCAAGCAGCACUGCCGCUUCUGCAAGAAGAAGUACUCGGACGUCAAGAACCUCAUCAAGCACAUCCGCGACGCGCACGACCCGCAGGACAAGCCGGUGCAGGAGGCCCUGGACGAGCUGUGCCUGAUGACGCGGGAGGGCAAGCGGCAGCUGCUCUACGACUGCCACAUCUGUGAGCGCAAGUUCAAGAACGAGCUGGACCGCGACCGCCACAUGCUGGUUCACGGCGAUAAGUGGCCCUUCGCCUGCGAGCUCUGUGGCCAUGGCGCCACCAAGUACCAGGCGCUGGAGCUGCACGUCCGGAAGCACCCGUUCGUGUACGUGUGUGCCCUGUGCCCCAAGAAGUUCGUCAGCUCCAUCCGCCUGCGUGCGCACAUCAAGGAGGCGCACGGGGCGGCCCAGGAGACUCUGGUCUUCACCAGCUCCAUCAACCAGAGCUUCUGCCUCCUGGAGCCUGGUGGGGACAUCCAGCAGGAGGCCCUGGGCGGGCAGCUGCAACUGGCAGAAGAGGAGUUUGUGUUCCAGGGGGUGAACGUGCCCAAGGAGGCAGCCAGCCCCGGGGAGGCGCGGCCUGCAGUGGAGCCCGGGGCCCCCGCAGAGGUGCCCACCCCGCCGGUGCGCUCGGCCGCUGCCCAGCCUGACGGCACUGCCCCGGCCCCUCCACCCAGUGAGCUGGCAGCCUCUGCCGUGUCCCCGGACCUCCGUCCGCACGCGGGGCUUUCCAGUGAGUUUUUGAUAAAGAGCGAACCCCCCAUGGCCGAGGGUCCCACUGCUGCUCCCGAGAAGACCGGGGACACCCAGCAGGGAGGCAGUGCCCCAACUCAGGGCCAGGAUGCGGCACCUCUGUUGUCCAAGGCCAAAGGCAUGGAAGCAAACUCUGAGGCCCCGGGUGCCGAGAGCCCCCCAGCCGAGGGGCAGAAAGUGGCAGCCUCCUCGUGCGACGGCCCAGAUCCCAGCAAAGGUCUCAGGUCCAACCCAGCUCAGGCCUCAGACCCUUCCCCGGGAGCUGGUGGGAGGGAGGUGGCCCUGUGCCAGCCUGCCUCUUGCGCGCCCGCCCCCGAGCACCGGGCCGGCCUCACUGCCUUCAUGAAGAUUCUGGACAGUUUGCAGAAGAGGCGGAUGAACACCAGCCUGUGUGAGAGGAUCCGGAAGGUGUACGGGGACCUGGAGUGUGAAUACUGUGGCAAACUUUUUUGGUACCAAGUGCAUUUUGACAUGCAUGUCCGCACCCACACCCGGGAACAUCUGUAUUAUUGCUCCCAGUGUCACUAUUCUUCCAUCACCAAAAACUGCCUUAAACGCCAUGUAAUUCAGAAACACAGUAACAUCUUGCUGAAGUGUCCCACUGACGGCUGUGACUACUCGACUCCAGAUAAAUAUAAGCUGCAGGCACAUCUUAAAGUCCACACUGAGCUGGACAAAAGGAGUUAUUCUUGUCCUGUGUGUGAAAAGUCUUUUUCAGAAGAUCGAUUGAUAAAGUCACAUAUCAAGACCAACCAUCCCGAGGUUUCCAUGAGCACCAUCUCCGAGGUUCUCGGGAGGAGGGUCCAGCUGAAAGGGCUCAUUGGCAAGAGAGCCAUGAAGUGCCCAUACUGUGAUUUCUAUUUCAUGAAGAAUGGCUCAGACCUUCAGCGUCACAUCUGGGCUCAUGAAGGUGUGAAGCCCUUCAAGUGUUCCUUGUGUGAGUACGCAACUCGUAGCAAGAGCAACCUCAAGGCUCACAUGAAUCGUCACAGCACUGAGAAGACCCACCUGUGUGACAUGUGUGGCAAGAAGUUCAAGUCCAAAGGGACGCUGAAAAGCCACAAGCUCCUUCACACCGCCGACGGGAAGCAGUUCAAGUGCACGGUGUGUGACUACACGGCCGCCCAGAAGCCACAGCUGCUACGGCACAUGGAACAGCACGCCUCCUUCAAGCCUUUCCGCUGUGCCCACUGCCAUUACUCGUGCAACAUCUCGGGCUCCCUGAAGCGGCACUACAACCGGAAGCACCCCAACGAGGAGUACAGCAACGUGGGCACCGGGGAGCUGGCGGCCGACGCACUCAUCCAGCAAGGCGGUUUGAAGUGUCCAGUGUGCAGCUUCGUCUAUGGCACCAAGUGGGAGUUCAACAGGCACCUGAAGAACAAGCAUGGCCUGAAGUUGGUGGAGAGUGAAGGAGACCCCAAGUGGGAGCCAGCAACAGAAACUCCCGAGGAGCCUUCCACCCAGUACCUGCACAUCGCAGAAGCUGAAGAGGACGUUCAGGGCACACAGGCUGCCGUGGCCGCCCUCCAGGAUCUGAGAUACACCUCGGAGAGCGGUGACCGACUUGACCCCACGGCCGUCAACAUCCUCCAGCAGAUCAUCGAGCUGGGCACCGAGACCCACGACGCCACCGCCGUUGCCUCGGUGGUUGCCAUGGCACCGGGGACCGUGACCGUCGUGAAGCAGGUCACGGACGAGGAGCCCAGCUCCAACCACACGGUCAUGAUCCAGGAGACCCUCCAGCAGGCCUCCGUCGAGCUGGCCGAGCAGCAUCACCUGGUGGUGUCGUCCGACGACGUGGAGGGCAUCGAGACGGUCACCGUCUACACUCAGGGUGGGGAAACCUCGGAGUUCAUUGUCUACGUGCAGGAGGCUGUGCAGCCCGUGGAGGAGCAGGCCUCAGGGCCACCGGCCCCUGAGCUCUAGAGGACCCGGGGCGUGCCACAGAGCCAUGAGGCGCCCGGGAAGGCCCCAGCCCGGUGCUCCGCGUGCGCUCGCGUCUGCCCUCCCGGCUCCAGUGGCCAUGUGGGGCCCUCCUGGCCCUCCUCUGGGUGGGUAAGGCCAUCGGUUGGCAUCACCAGCAAUACGGGAGCUCCCCCUCCCCUCUCCGCAGCACAGACACACACACACGCCCUCCCCCACUUCAUCCACUUCCAGGAGGACUUUCGCGUCAACUCCCCCAAACAGGGCCCUCCCCAGGCAGCCCCUUUGCAUCAAGAUUCAAACAGAGACCACCCCUCCCCACCCCAGUCCUCAUCAGCACCUUCUCUGAAUCAUGGCCCCAACCCCUGGCCCCCGACCCCGUGUAGGUGCCCUGCCUUUAUCUGGGACUGCCCUGCAGCCCGGCGACCGAGAGACAGCCGCCAGAGGAGGUGACCUUAGCGUUUCUGAAUCACUUAGCAGAGAAAAGAGGGGAGGGAUGGGCCUGCAGAGUCCCGCCCUCCUGGAGCCUCCGAGGCGCUUACUAUCAUGUGACGUGAGCGUGAUUUGUUGACCCUCCCAGUCCCAUCCCAGGUGGAGGGGUCUCAGCUUCCUCUCUUAGAAUUCUUUUGCUUUUCCAAUAAAUGCACUUUUUCCUAUUUGCCGCCUGCUCUAAGGAGGUGGGAUGGAUAGAAUCAAAGCAUUUCUCUACCUGAGUCCUUCUCCUCCUUUAGGUUGGCGGGUUUAUGUGCCCCCCCGCCACAUCCCACCCGCUCUGAGACCCCGGGCCCUGAACUUGACGGUGACUGUCGUUCUCCCUCUAAAGCAUGAGCCUUGUUUCGGGGUCACUGUGAGAGGCCAGUGGUCUUCCCUUCCACUUCCCGGCACUUCACUUUGGUUUGCUGCAGCCUAAAGGAGGCAGCGGCCACUCCCCGCUUCAGGAGGGGUGGUAAACCCACCAUCAAGCCUUCCCAACGCUCCUAAGUCUGACCUUUUCGUCCAGGGGCUCUUGGUAAACCCCACACUUUCUGCACCUCUGCUGUGUGACAGCUUUGUGGGGGUGUCAAGGCAAGUACCGCCACCCCCAGUCCAGCCCUGGGGUCUCCUGAUGGCGUCACUCACUGUCCAGCUCACUGAGGUCAAGAUUUUUUUUUUUAUCAAAUGAAGUUUUAUUUAAUUUAUAGUGAUUCUAACCAAUUAUUUGAAUAAACCAUCCUUUUGAGGUGUAAAAUGCCAAA